AAGUCCCGCCCCUUUCCAAUGACGUAGACGGCGCUGUGUUGUGAGUCUGUUGGUAGCAAAACCUCACAUUACUGCACAUUUUACUUCAUUAUUUAAAUCAAGCGAUCUUGCUCCAAAGAAGGGCUGUACAUUGCGGAAUAUCAUGUCAGAUACGGAGACCAAGCCCUCAAGUGAUGGAGGCGAGAAGAAGGAUGGAGAAUAUAUUAAACUGAAAGUGAUCGGUCAGGACAACAGUGAAAUUCACUUCAAAGUGAAGAUGACGACACAUUUAAAGAAGCUGAAGGAAUCCUACAGUCAGAGACAGGGUGUACCCAUGAACUCUCUAAGGUUUCUUUUUGAGGGACAGAGAAUUGCAGACAACCAGACCCCCAAAGAGCUGGGAAUGGAAGAUGAGGAUGUGAUCGAGGUGUAUCAGGAACAGACCGGUGGCUGUCGGAAUGACUAGACAAUUAUUUUUCAUGCUCUUUAUUUUUAUCAUAAUUUUGUAUGUAUGACAUGUAUUUCAUCUGUUUCCUUUUGCUGUCACCUCAAAGGGAAGCAGAAAAACCAUCUGGAUCAAAUAGAUAAUCUGUUAGGACUGCUGUGUUUGAAGGAGUUGGGGUGGCAAACGUUCUUCCCCUCUUUCACUAUCCUCUGUCUGUGUUUGCGCUAACCAAUCCCUGCCUUCGUGCGCCUUUUUUAAAGGAUUCUGGUCAUUGACACAUGAAACAUGUUGUGCUGUGCCCUGAGCUGAUUGAAAUUUAUCCAUACAGUAAUGCUAAAAAACGUUAGAUUAUGCUGUUAAAUCCAAUCAAAUCAAGACAAAUGUUUGAUGGCAGCUUUGGUGUUCCUGUUGCUCACUUCUGUUCAUGAAUUUGGCUAUUGUUAAGAGUUCUGUCAGGUUCAUUAGCUUUCAUGAAAUACUUGUUUGUUUUAUUGUUUUUGAACCAAAAUCUCCAAAACAGGCUCGUUUUUUGCUAGUGAACACACCUGCCAUAAUGCCAUAAGAAAAACUUUGAGUAUUUUACAUUCUGAGAUGAUCAGUUUAUUUGUGCAGUUGUUGUCUGAUGUUAGAAAAGUGUAAAAUGUUUCUUCCCUUUUCUUGCAUGUGUCUUGCAACAGCUGUGUACAGUUGUACGGUAUAUUGCAAGAGGGAGUUCACUGUAUUGUUGUAAAUGACGAGUAGGGUUUUGUUUUGCAUGGUUUUGUGUAAUGUAUAUGAAUUUGUACUGCCCCUGUUUGAAUCUGUGUUGUCACCUACGCUGCCUGGUCUUGGGUAUUUGGCUCCCUUUUAGCCUCAAAAAUGGAUUUCAAAGCCUAGAAAUAAUGGGUAGCUAUGUUGUUUGAUUAGUACUCAGGGGCAUCAUUCACAUACACACAAUAAAUACAGCAACAGUGUCACUGUAAUUAUGUUUAUUUUCCUACACUUUUAUAUUUUUAAUUCUAUGCGCGAGGGGAGGGAAUUUGGUCCAGAUGGUUUUGUGGAUAUAGAAGAAUUAUGACUUUGCUUUUGUCUUUUUUUGUUUUGUUUUGUUUUUUUGUUUUUUUAAAUAAAAUGUGUCAUAAAACA
Messenger RNA from Megalobrama amblycephala (Wuchang bream), 1549 nucleotides. It is a transcript of the gene sumo1, whose product is annotated as small ubiquitin like modifier 1. Gene Ontology annotation, biological process: protein sumoylation. The record is from RefSeq and is a predicted model, not a curated record. The transcript is spliced from 5 exons. Gene Ontology annotation, cellular component: PML body; nucleus. NCBI's taxonomy places the organism in Eukaryota, Metazoa, Chordata, Actinopteri, Cypriniformes, Xenocyprididae. Bases 143 to 445 code for a protein of 100 amino acids. Gene Ontology annotation, molecular function: protein tag activity; ubiquitin-like protein ligase binding.